AUGGAUUCUGCACAGAAAAGAAAUAUCCCUAUUUCUGAAGGUGCUUUGAUUCCAUCAGCUGAUCCUGUUGUUCCAGAAAACGCCAAUGAUCUUCAAGAAGUCCCAGGGGAAGCAUAUGUUACUCCUCCCGUUCAAACAUCAGUGUCUUCAUCAAAAACCCCUGAUGAUGGAUCCCAUAUUACAAUUCCUUCUGUGAAUUCAACUGCUCAAAGUGGAACUCCUGCUGUUACUCCUCCAAUCCCACAACUUGCUGAACAAAGGUAUAUUGUGGACAUCAAUGGGUUGGUGCCAACCAAAACCAUACAUUUCAACAUUGUCGUUCGUGUGAUGACUAUAUGGAAAAUGUAUGAUACUCAAAACAAGAAGGAUGGUUCCAAGAUCCAGGCUACCAUACCUGCUCGAAUCAUGAAAGAUUUUGUAAAGUACUUUAAAGAUGAAGGUGUUUGCAGGAGGCUGUCACGUUUUGAUCACUGUCUUAACAUAAAUGGAGGUUACCGUUGCUCCAAACACGAGUAUAAAAUUGUGUUUGGAUCUGACACUUUGGUUGAACAAGCUGUUGACCUUGACAUACCUAAUAAUGUAUUUGAGUACACUCCUUUUGCAGAAAUUACGAAUUUUGUUGCCAACUUUGACUAUUGUUGUGAUUUGAUAGGACACAUAAUUGGCUACAGUGAUCCUAUUGUUGAAAAGGGUAAGAAGAGGAUUUCUGUGCAACUGGAGGAUGAAAGAGCUGACACGUUAAAGGUUACUCUUUGGGAAGAACACGCUGACCGUGUUCUCAAUUGUAUGAAUAAUGAACCCGAAUAUCCUGUUGUUUUGAUUGUGCAGUAUGUCAAGUGUAAAAAGUACUAUUCCAAAGUUUCAGCUACAACCAACCUAUUUAAUGGCAGGAUAUACCUCAAUGAUAUGAACAUUGCUGACAUAUACGAGUACAAACACAGGAUGGAGCAAGAAGAGAUAAAAAGUGCAAGAAUCCAGAAGAUCUCCCUGCUGUCUUCAAUUUCAGGUUACACAACGUUUGAAGACUUUGUCCGUGAUGCAGAGAUGCUAACUUUGUCUGGAAUUAGCGAAUUGGAUCAGAUACUUAGCAGUAACCUCACUGCAAUUUUAAGACAUGUUGGACAGCAAAUCAUGAUUGAACCAUCGGUUACUUUAGGGGGUGAACCUGUAGGUUUUGAAGGCAAAAUGUGGGCAGAAUUUCAUGAUCUUUACUUUAAUCAUCUACGAGGUGUAAAUGAUAUAUCUGCUUCGGAUUCAUCUGAAGGUGAAGUUGACACAAUUGACUACAUACGAUCUAAUAGUGAUCAGAAUACUUUCAACGAAGUCAUGAACACUGAUGUCAUUCAACGUGGUAGAUUGGAAAUACCAUGGCACAUUGUCAGAAGACUUGAUAUUCAAGACUACAAUAGUUUGAUCAUAUACUACGAUGAAGAACCUGUUAUCAGAAUGGGUCGUGUCUAUUUAUCUGAUUAUCCUAAUCGCUUCAUUGUCGAAGGAGACAUUGAGUACAUGAUGGGUUUAAAAAGGAUCCCUACUGGUAUCAAGCUCGGUUUUCAUAUAGAUGCAAGAAAGGCAGUUAAUAAGGAACAUUUAAUCUUGGAAGUACUGUAA
Molecule: messenger RNA, 1611 nt
Organism: Oldenlandia corymbosa var. corymbosa
Lineage: Eukaryota; Viridiplantae; Streptophyta; Magnoliopsida; Gentianales; Rubiaceae
Source: the annotation of a GenBank genome assembly